AUGGAUUCUGAAGUUGCUGCUUUGGUCAUUGACAAUGGUUCUGGUAUGUGCAAGGCCGGUUUCGCCGGUGACGAUGCGCCACGUGCCGUUUUCCCUUCGAUUGUUGGUAGACCAAGACAUCAAGGUAUCAUGGUCGGUAUGGGCCAAAAGGACUCUUACGUCGGUGACGAAGCUCAGUCCAAGAGAGGUAUCUUGACCCUACGUUACCCAAUUGAACACGGUAUCGUCACAAACUGGGAUGACAUGGAAAAGAUUUGGCACCACACUUUUUACAACGAGUUGAGAGUUGCACCAGAGGAACACCCAGUUCUUCUUACUGAGGCGCCAAUGAACCCAAAAUCUAAUAGAGAAAAGAUGACGCAGAUCAUGUUUGAGACUUUCAACGUUCCUGCCUUCUACGUGUCCAUCCAAGCCGUGCUAUCUCUAUACUCUUCGGGUAGAACCACCGGUAUUGUGUUGGAUUCCGGUGACGGUGUUACGCACGUUGUGCCAAUCUACGCUGGUUUCUCUCUACCACACGCUAUCUUGAGAAUCGAUUUGGCCGGUAGAGAUUUGACCGACUAUUUGAUGAAGAUAUUGAGUGAGCGUGGUUACUCUUUCUCCACCACCGCUGAAAGAGAAAUUGUUCGUGAUAUCAAGGAGAAACUGUGUUACGUUGCUUUGGACUUCGAGCAAGAGAUGCAAACCGCUGCUCAAUCUUCCUCUAUCGAAAAGUCUUACGAAUUGCCAGACGGUCAGGUGAUCACCAUUGGUAACGAAAGAUUCAGAGCUCCUGAAGCUUUGUUCCACCCAUCCGUCUUGGGUCUAGAGUCUGCCGGUAUCGACCAAACUACCUACAACUCCAUCAUGAAGUGUGACGUCGAUGUCCGUAAAGAAUUGUACGGUAACAUCGUCAUGUCCGGUGGUACUACCAUGUUCCCAGGUAUUGCUGAAAGAAUGCAAAAGGAAAUUACUGCCUUGGCUCCUUCUUCAAUGAAGGUCAAGAUCAUUGCUCCACCAGAGAGAAAGUACUCUGUCUGGAUCGGUGGUUCUAUCUUGGCUUCGUUGACCACUUUCCAACAAAUGUGGAUCUCAAAGCAAGAGUACGAUGAAAGUGGCCCAUCCAUCGUUCACCACAAGUGUUUCUAA
Messenger RNA from Torulaspora globosa, 1128 nucleotides. It is a transcript of the gene ACT1, whose product is annotated as actin. The record is from RefSeq and is a predicted model, not a curated record. The transcript has 2 exons. NCBI's taxonomy places the organism in Eukaryota, Fungi, Ascomycota, Saccharomycetes, Saccharomycetales, Saccharomycetaceae. The coding region runs from base 1 to 1128 and encodes 375 amino acids.